AUGACGGUGGAGACUUCUCGUCACAACAUUAACAUGACGGCGGAGACUUCUCGUCACAACAUUAACAUGACGGCGGAGACUUCUCGUCACAACAUUAACAUGACGGUGGGGACUUCUCGUCACAACAUUAACAUGACGGUGGGGACAUCUCGUCACAACAUCAACAUGACGGCGGAAACUUCUCAUCACAACAUUAACAUGACGGUGGAGACUUCUCGUCACAGCAUUAACAUGACGAUGGAGACUUCUCGUCACAACAUUAACAUGACGGUGGGGACUUCUCGUAACAACAUUAACAUGACGGUGGGGACUUCUCGUCACAACAUUAACAUGACGGUGGGGACUUCUCGUCACAACAUUAACAUGCCGGUGGAGACUUCUCGUCACAACAUUAACAUGACGGUGGGGACUUCCCGUCACAACAUUUACAUGACGGUGUGGACUUCUCGUCACAACAUUAACAUGACGAUGGAGACUUCUCGUCACACCAUUUAA
Pecten maximus is the source of this 495-nucleotide messenger RNA. RefSeq names its product protein PBMUCL2-like. The transcript has a single exon. The coding region runs from base 1 to 495 and encodes 164 amino acids. Lineage: Eukaryota; Metazoa; Mollusca; Bivalvia; Pectinida; Pectinidae. The record is from RefSeq and is a predicted model, not a curated record.